Molecule: messenger RNA, 911 nt
Organism: Nelumbo nucifera (sacred lotus)
Lineage: Eukaryota; Viridiplantae; Streptophyta; Magnoliopsida; Proteales; Nelumbonaceae
Product: large ribosomal subunit protein eL21x/eL21w-like
Biological process (GO): translation
Cellular component (GO): ribosome
Molecular function (GO): structural constituent of ribosome
Source: RefSeq, a predicted model, not a curated record
UUGAAACCCUAAACGGUUUUCCUGCCGAGGGAGAGAGAGAGAGGGAGAGGGAGAGGGAGAGGGAGAGGUGUAGAAAGAGAAGGGAAGAUGCCGGCGGGUCACGGUCUGAGGUCUAGGACGAGGGAUUUGUUCUCUCGGCCGUUCAGGAAGAAGGGGUACAUCCCAUUGACGACGUACCUGAGGACUUACCGUAUUGGAGACUACGUCGACAUCAAGGUGAACGGUGCCGUGCACAAGGGCAUGCCCCAUAAAUUCUACCAUGGCCGCACCGGGAAGGUCUGGAACGUCACCAAACGAGCCAUCGGUGUCGAAGUCAACAAACAGGUGGGCAAUAGAAUAAUUCGUAAGAGGAUUCAUGUGCGGGUAGAACAUGUGCUACCAUCAAGGUGCACUGAGGACUUCAAAAGGCGCAAGUUCCAGAAUGACCAACUAAAGGCUGAGGCCAAAGCCCGAGGUGAGGUGAUUAGCACGAAGAGGCAGCCUGAAGGACCUAAACCAGGGUUCAUGGUGGAAGGUGCCACGUUGGAAACUGUCACCCCCAUCCCAUAUGAUGUUGUGAAUGAUCUCAAAGGAGGUUACUAGGUCAGCAGUUCCUCUUGGUUUUGCUUGUCUAUUAUUUUUUUCUUUUUGUGGACAUUUUAUGCCCCCAGUUAUUGAGAUCAGAGCUUCGUUUUUGUCAAGUUUUUUGUUGUUUUGACUUGAUAGGCAACAUAUAUACCCUACCUUUUCCAUUAGAUGCAAGAGACUUUUUCAUAAUUUAUGACUUGUUCGUCAUUCUGAUGCCAGCCAGUUAGUUGGUCUCGCAUAGGAAUUUCUUUACUCCAAGAUUUUUUCCAUGCCAGAGGCUGAUUGGGUUGGAUGCAUAAUAUUUUGCAUAUCUAUUUAAAGAAUUGUUGAUUGGGUUGGUAUUA